UGGGCAGUAUCUCCCAGGUCGCCCUCACCCCUCCCGCUGGGCAGCUGGACUGGGAGGGGACGCCCACCACCUAGAAUAUGGGGGAGCUGCGGGGCGCAGGGCAGGGGAUGGGAAGCCAGGCAGGAGCCGGGAGAGAGGUACAGCGCCGGGGGCAGCAACGUCUCCUCGCGACAGGAUCUCCCCCGACGGGCGGGAGGCUCAGUCUCCCUGCCACUUGGCGAGCCACUUCCCCGUCUUUGGGCCUCAGUGUACUCGUCUGCAACAUGGAGGAUCUGUCUGAUGUACUCCGGGGCCUUGCAGGGGUACAGUCCUGGAGAGCCAGGCCCAGUCUCAACUCAACCCACAGAGACCUCACACAGCCGCCCGAGAAGUCAGGAGAUGGGAGCAUUAUGCUCAGAAACCGAAGAGCUCUUCCGAGAUCUCCAGCGUAGAGUCCAGGCUUCCGAAGCAUGCAGCCUCCUAACACGUAUGUGGUCACAUGUGCAAAGACCUUUAUUAAAAAAUAUUCAGAGCAGUAUUUCUGUAGGAAAUCACACUAGCAUUUACAACCAAACAUGGCUGAUAAAAUUGAUCUUGCUGUGGAUGGUGAGGAUUUGAACUGCAAUAAAGGAGAUGAGGCCUU
This is a messenger RNA of Callithrix jacchus (white-tufted-ear marmoset), 622 nucleotides long. The record is from RefSeq and is a predicted model, not a curated record. Lineage: Eukaryota; Metazoa; Chordata; Mammalia; Primates; Cebidae.